UGCUCGCCAAACACAUCGCCCACCUCUUCAUCAGAGACCCGAUUGUCGUCUAUCGCGAGAAACUCGAGCAGAACGACGAGAUGGAAACGGAUCACUUCGAAAACAUUCAGUCAACCAAUUGGCAAACCAUGCGAUUCAAACCCCCGCCGCCGCAGUCCUCAAUCGGCUGGAGAGUGGAGUUCCGACCGAUGGAGUGCCAGAUGACUGAGUUCGAGAACGCGGCUUACGUUGUGUUUGUGGUUCUUCUCACACGAGUCAUCCUCUCCUUCAAACUCAACCUAUUGCUACCCAUUUCCAAGGUCGACGAGAAUAUGAUUGAGGCCCAGAAGAGAGACGCCGUCAUGAGGUGUAAGUUCUGGUUCCGCAAAGACAUCAUUUCGCUGACCAGUCCACCAGAAGCG
Molecule: messenger RNA, 401 nt
Organism: Oppiella nova
Lineage: Eukaryota; Metazoa; Arthropoda; Arachnida; Sarcoptiformes; Oppiidae
Source: the annotation of a GenBank genome assembly